CACCCACUCGCCCAUUCACUCACCCACACACUCACUCAACUCACGAUAAUAAAAAAGUUGAGUCGUGAAAGGUGUGGCUCCGAAACUAUGUGUUCAACAAUGGUAACUCACAAGGAAGUAAGUCUAACAUUUUUUAUUUGCAUUCACUGGAUCUGUCACUGCUGAGAUGCUAGCUUAGGGCCAUGUGUCAGGGUGUGAGUCUCUGAAGGGGGUUGGUCCAACAUAGCCGAGUCAGAGAGACACUCACAGAGCCAGCACCAUUGAGAUCGCACGCAGCUCUAGAGUUUCGUCAGAGUUUCGUUGUCGAGACUCCGGCGGCAGCGAGCGAUGGAGCUCACAGUGAAAUUCUUCCGCACGCUCGUCUUCUUUUUGGUCACGUUCUACUUCUCAGAGGUUCUUGUGCAAGCUCCAUCCCUAGAUGACAAGUUUUGCCCCCCAGGGAAAUAUAGCAGCAAGACUGGUGUGUGCUGCAAUAUGUGUAUGGAAGGGACGUUUGUCUUAAGUGAGUGCAAAUCCAGUGGUGAAGAUUCAGUUUGCGGUUCCUGCGUGGAGGGUGAAACGUACACGGAAGAACAAAACCACUUAGCAAACUGCAACGAGUGCAGCUCCUGCAGUGUUGGUGAAGAGGAGGUGCUUCCUUGUAAAAGCACACAUAAUACUGUUUGCCAGUGUAAGGAAGGCUACUGCAGAUCGACAUACUCAGAGAAGUGUGAAAAGACAAUCCCAGGACCAGGUUGGAUGGUGGUUGGUCUAAUUAUGACAUUGAUUUUGAUCAUCAUUUCUUUAAUUCUGCCAUUAUGUUAUUUUUACCGAAAAUGGAGAUGCAAAGUUUUAAAUGGAAGGGAUUAUGAAGAAGUCUCUCUGAUUGAUAGACUUUUCAACGUGAGACACUGGACGUCUAGACAGAAACUGAUUUACAAGAACAUAAAAAGGCUGCAGAGCUCCAUUGGCAAAAACCCUCAACACCUCCUCGAUGAACUGGACAGCCAGGGUACCAUCUCUCACAGCGUCUACCGAGAGGUCCAGGACACUCGCACCAGCUCUGACCGUGCGGCAAAUCUGAUCAAACAAUUUCUGAACCACGGCGAGACGGCCUGCCAGAACCUCUUAGAUGCCCUCCACGCAACCAGAGACAAGUAUCCGGACCUUGCGGACUGGCUGGAUUCCCUCGAACGUAAAUCCAUUGUGGUCGUUGAAGGAAGAAAUAUGCAUCUCGUCCGCAGAAAUAAACUUCAUCUGAAGCGGUGGAUCAGCGAUAACCCAGACUACCUCAUUGAGGAGCUGGAGAAUAAAUUUAUCAUUCAGAAGGACGCCUCCGACGAGGCCAAGAAUCAGCGCAAUUCUUUAGAAGUCACCGGCUUCCUACUCGAUCACAUUAUUAGCUGUGGGGAGGAGAGGUGUCGGGAAUUCCUCGAUGUGCUUAAAACCAUACUCAGGUACCCAAAAGUUAACAAAUGGAUGAGCAUCCUGGAAAUGGAGGCGGAUCUUUACAAAGAAGAGAAUAGUUUGAAUCAAGUUGAGAAGGCGAGGAUUGUGGUCGUUGACGGCAAUGCGCUAUACAUGAUCCGUGGCAAAAAGCCUGAACUGAAGAAGUGGAUUGCCAGUAACAGCUCCUCAUUUACUUUACUGGACAAGCUGAAGACGAGGCGACACAUCUCAGAGCACAUCCACUCCAAAGCUGCGGGGAUGGUCACAAUGGAACAAGCCGGAUUCCUGCUCGAUCACUUCAUCGAUGGAGGAGAGAGGAAGUGUCAUAGCCUGCUGGAGACACUUCAGGAGCUCAGAGAGCACUACCCACAAGUUGACACAUGGCUGGAUUCACUUGAAAACAACUCGCAGAUCGUGGUUGUGAAAGAGGGGAUGAGAGAAAGAAUCACCAAGAGCCACGAGGAUCUGAAAAAGUGGAUUGCCAAGGACCCCUGCCUCCUGCUGGACGAGCUGGACAGCAAGUGGUACAUCCAGCGGCAUGUCUACAACACGGCCAGAGACAUCAAGGACAAGGGCGAGUGUGCCGCCUUCAUUCUCGAGCACUUCAUCAGUGGAGAUCAGGAAUAUCAGAAGCUGCUGGUAGCUCUGAAAGCCGUGCAUCUACAUUACGAUGAUGCACUACGUACUUGGCUAAGCUCCCUAGAACUCACAAGGGAAACCAACAGCACCAAUCCCCCAGAAAAUAAGGCAGCGAUUGUGAUUGUGGAGGAGGGAACGCGAGAGAGAAUGAUCACCAGCCGCGAAGAUCUAAAGCAGUGGAUCGCUAAGGACCCCUGGGUCCUGCUGGACGAGCUGGAUAGCAAGUGGUACAUACAGCGGCAUGUCUAUAACACGGCCAGAGACAUCAAGGACAAGGGCGAGUGUGCGGCCUUCAUUCUGAAGCACUUCAUCAGUGGAGAGGAGGAAUAUCAGAAGCUGCUGGUAGCUCUGACAGCCGUGCAGAAACACUACAAUCAGAGGCUACGCGAGUGGCUAACCUCGCUGGUGCUUCCAUUUUCACCAGAUACUCCAAUUUCGCAAGAUGGUCCUCUGGCAAAUCCAGCAAGUUAUCAUGAGGCUGCAUUUAUUUUUUAAUGACAAGGAAUCCUUGAAUAGCAUUACAAUUACCCACUCGUUCAUCACACCCCAGUGAAGACCCAAAGAUAGUUUCCAUGGCUGAUGAAACAUCAUAAUUGAUCUGCGCAGCCAUGAUCUGCGCACUUCUAGGUGAAGGACUUUACAAUCCAUAUCUACACCUCAUGGUCUCGCAAUACAACAACCCAUGAAGCUGAUGCUUACGAGUUGAUUUCAUCCUUCCGUCUCCACCAAUAACGUCGACCGCUGACUAUCAUAUCUUCCCACAAAGGGUCCAGUCCAAGCGUACUUUAGUUACCCUCUCUAGGGCGCUACGGUGGCUGGGAGAUGUACCUCGCCUUGUAUACAAGAGGUUGUGGGCUCGAUGGCGACCCUGACACCUGUGUAAAACUAAAAACUACUUUUUAUUUUACCAGCUAAGGUCCACUGAGCUAUUUAGCUCUUUUUUAGAAGCAACCUGCCUAUAAUGAAUGAUGGCCCAACGAAAUGGUUUAUCACAUAGAAAUUUACAGCAGCCAAAAACUCUAAAUGCAUGCUUCUAAAUGUGGAGGAGAGAGAAACAUGCUUGAAGUUUGUGU
Messenger RNA from Petromyzon marinus (sea lamprey), 3140 nucleotides. NCBI's taxonomy places the organism in Eukaryota, Metazoa, Chordata, Hyperoartia, Petromyzontiformes, Petromyzontidae. The record is from RefSeq and is a predicted model, not a curated record.